CAAAGUUCACAGUAUCAAACAGUUGAAGUUUGUGAAAAGUAGAAAGAAGCAAAUUUUUUUCAUUUUUUCAAGAAAUUCAAAAACUUUCGUAAAAAAUUUCUGAAAUGGCUGAAAGUAAGAAGGACGACGCUGGUGCUGGUUGUGUCAAAUCGAGUAACAGCACCAAGUCAAAAGCCACGAAUCCGUUCUUCAUAUUUCUGCAUGAGUUUCGUCAAAAUUUAACGAAACGUGGCGCCAUCAAGUACAUGACAGCGAAACAGAUCGCUUGCGCAGCGGGCGAACGCUGGCGCCAAAUGUCAGCCAACGAGAAGCUAACCUAUGUGGUGUGGGCGCGCAAGAAUCAGCAACAGUUGGACCCGCAGUUGCGUGUGUCGGCACCCAAGUCACAAUAUGGCAGUAAGAGUAAAAGGAAGGGCAAGCGUUCGAAAAAAGUUAGCAUGCAGAAACGCCGCCCAAGCUAUAUUAAAUGAUUGUGUUGCAAAUGGGCUGAGUAGUCGUGGGAGGAGGACGCCACGUUUCACGUUUUUUAAUAGUGUGGGUGUGUGAAUUUUCGUUAGUACUUCUUUUCGUUCAAAAUAUGUUCGUAUGAGUGUAUGCAUGUGUAAAAUUUUUUGUUUAUAAAUUUUUGUGAGAUUUUUCAUGUUUCGUAUUUUGUCAAUUUUUUUUAAAUAUAUGUGGCAUAGAAAGUAGUUUUAUAUAACAA
Molecule: messenger RNA, 703 nt
Organism: Anastrepha obliqua
Lineage: Eukaryota; Metazoa; Arthropoda; Insecta; Diptera; Tephritidae
Exons: 1
Coding region: 105-470 (121 amino acids)
Source: RefSeq, a predicted model, not a curated record